GAGUCAGUCUCAGUUGAACGCUCGACACGGCUAUACGGCAGGCUGCUUCUCAGAAAUUCUGUACCAUUUAACCACGAAGGCGACAACCUACACGAUGAAGUGCUUUGCUUUGAUAUCAAUCCUGGCACUGGUGCUGGCUUCCAUGUGUCUGGCUCCGGCGGAGGCCAGCUUUUGUCCGUGCAAUCUCAAGACGGAGAAGACGGAGGUGUGCGGCUCCAAUGGGGUCACCUACAAGAAUCGCUGCGAAUUCGAGUGCACACAACGCGACUACAAGAAGCUGGGCCGCGUUUUGAAUAUCAGAAAUUCGGGGCCUUGUUAAAGGAGAAUCCAAAAAGAGAUUUACUCAAAUGUAAAGGGAGAUAAGCUCCCAAUUUAAAUAAGUGCUGUGAGAUAAUGGAACCUUGAAAUAAUAUAUAUACAUAUAUGUAUAUUAUUGUUAUUGCUAAAUUAAGACAAAUAUGUCUUGAGUAAAUGUAUUUUGGUUUUGUUGAUGU
Drosophila obscura is the source of this 494-nucleotide messenger RNA. Its product is annotated as agrin-like. The record is from RefSeq and is a predicted model, not a curated record. The coding region runs from base 95 to 319 and encodes 74 amino acids. NCBI's taxonomy places the organism in Eukaryota, Metazoa, Arthropoda, Insecta, Diptera, Drosophilidae. Gene Ontology annotation, molecular function: protein binding. The transcript has a single exon.